Messenger RNA from Coccidioides posadasii C735 delta SOWgp, 4524 nucleotides. RefSeq lists its product as uncharacterized. The record is from RefSeq and is a predicted model, not a curated record. Gene Ontology annotation, molecular function: protein binding. NCBI's taxonomy places the organism in Eukaryota, Fungi, Ascomycota, Eurotiomycetes, Onygenales, Onygenaceae.
ACGUUCUCUCCCACGAUCCAACGGGAUUCAGAAACCCCAUGGCGGCCUUCAGUCUACUAAACACCCUAUAUAUGCUUGGUCGACAACCCGAAGCCGUCCACUGGUCAUUGCUCAACUUGUCUCCGUUCAAUCUCGAGUGAGCAAUCCCUCCGGAUCUCUUGGAUGGCGAGGAAACAUCUCCAACGAGUCAGCUAUGAGCUGCCUAUGCCCGAUGGCCCGGGUGGACAUCGCUUAGGUGUGAAUGGUCUGGCCAUUGACGCUGGUCGUUCCAUCUUAUACUCAGCUGGUCGCGAUGGCGUUAUAUGUAGUUGGGAUUUACAUCUCGAUCCCCGCUCUCGAGAUCCUUCACCGAGCCGUUCUUUGUCGUCUUCGCUGGGCGAAGGUUCGCAAAGGCCGGAGUCAAGGUCCAGCACUAGUUCCGCGCAACAAACCGCCUUUCGCCGACAAGUCCAGGCCCACACCCACUGGAUAAACGAUAUUACCCUUGCUCAAAGCAAUACCGUGCUUGUAUCCGGCUCAUCAGAUACCACCGUUAGGGUCUGGCGACAGGAUUCCGAGGAUUCAAACAUACCGUCAUCCAUUGGCAGACACAGAGACUAUGUCAAGUGUUUGGCAUCUCCUCGACAUCACGCCGACUGGGUCGCAUCCGGUGGGUUGGAUCAUAAAAUCUGCGUUUGGGAUUUGAACGGCGGGGGGGAAAAACUCAAGAUCGAUGUCUCGGAGGAUGGUAAGGCGCAAAAGGGUUCGGUAUACGCUCUGGGUGCCAAAGGGUCUAUUCUAGUUAGUGGAGGGCCCGAUGGUGUCGUCCGCGUAUGGGAUUCCAAUUCUGGGAAACUUGCAAACAACUUUAUGGGCCACACAGACAACGUUCGUGGUAUCCUAGUCAACGAUGACGCAAACACUAUCAUUACAGCGUCCUCGGAUCAAACUGUCAAAGUGUGGUCGAUAACCGCCGGCCGAUGUAUGCAUACUCUUACUAUGCACAACGAGAGCGUCUGGUCGUUAUAUUCGGACCACCCUCAACUAUCCGUAUUCUACUCGAGUGACAGAGCCGGUGUAGUGGCGAAGACAGACACAAGAAACGCCGCCGAUAUGGAUCAAGGAGUCUGUGUCGCUGCUUUGCAAGAAAAUGAAGGAGUGUUUAAAGUCGUUGCUGCCAACGAUCAUAUCUGGACAGCUACACCCAAAUGCAGUAUUAAUCGCUGGAGCGAUGUUGACACCACAGAUAUCGAUUUCAUCCCAUCACAACAGUUAUAUCAUCAUACAUCUAAUGUGGCUACGCAACGCGAAUCUACCAAGACCGCCAAAAUAAAAAUUUCACGAUCCUCGAUUUUAGCCCUGUCUGAUACCUCUCAAACUCCGCAGUCGGAAGAAGCAUGCAUUCCCGCUCAAACUCAGCCAAAAGAGACCCUUGAAGGCAAGAAUGGGCUGGUGAAGCAUAUGAUGCUAAACGAUAGAACCCGUGCUCUUACUAAAGAUACGGCUGGUGAAGUUGUCUUAUGGGAUCUCAUAAGAUGCGUUGCGAUACAGUCGUUUGGCAAGGGUCAUUUAGAUGAUAUUGCUGCGAAAUUAAACACCACUAGGACUAUCGCUAAUUGGUGCACGUUGCAUAUCCGAACAGGAACACUCUCCGUUAUUUUAGAACCCCAUAGGUGCUUCGACGGCGAGAUGUAUGCUGAUGAGUCUGAUCUGCCAGACUUAAGCCAGUUCAGGGAAGAUCAAAGAAUUAAUCUGGGGAAGUGGGUCCUUUGUUAUCUGUUUGCCGGUCUCGUUGAUGAAGAGAUACGGAGGGACGCUGAGUAUCGGACGUCUCUCGAAGCAAAAAUGCAGGACUCAAAGAGUACUUCCGGACCGGAAGCUCCCAACUUUAUAGACAUCCCGCCUAUUACGAUUCAAAAUGCGGAAUCAGAAAAUUCGCCUCGGUCGCCCGCAAUGGCAGCUCAGUCUCUGGGUGAGCUACACUCGACAAGUAUAUCUCCAGGGAUGUCAAUUGGUGUUGCAACACCGGCACCGCUUUCCACAUCCACACCAGAAAACCCCUUCUCGAGCCUUGCGGAUUCAUCGGGCGAUGACCAUAAUGGAAAAAGAAUUGAUCGUCCUGGAGCGGAUGGCUAUUUCGUUUCCAAACUCAGUACCUCAUCCGUGGAUUCCUCAGCGUCGAACGCGAAAACCCCAGCGGCUGGAGAAACUACGUUGCCUGGCCCCUCCCCAACCUCUCCAGUUGGACCAGAAAAAGAAGAGAAGGCUAAGCGCAGUGGCUCUCUGUUUGGCAAGAAAUUCCAGAUGUCUUUUCCUAAAAAGCUAGGCCGGACGUCUACGGAAGCAAAGCCCGUCGUGGAAGAGAAAACGGAGGAAUCUGACGGCUCUUCAGAAAAGGAAAAGGAAAAGGUGCCUGAUCUAACGUUUCGCGGUGUUAUCGACGAGAUGAGAGCUUCGUACGAGACGGCUUUGGCAGCAGAGCCCGAACAAAAGCUCCAGUCAAAGAUCACACCGAUCCCUGAAAAUGAAACGCCAGUAAUAUCCAUUCCACCAAAUACACCAAUUAUCAUUCAAGAGGAUGGCCCGGGCAUUCCAGUUGCCCCUGAUAUCUAUAGAGGAACUGUAACGACUAUCAGCCGAGAUACUGACGAGCUAGAGAAAGUCGCACCGGCGUGGCUUGGGCGUCUUCUCUUGGAGAAUCGAAUGGAGGGAGAUACUGUAAAAAUUACAUUCUCCGUCAAACCAUACAAAAACCUCUUGCCUGAGGCCAUCGAUCCGAGUUCAACCAACUCUCGAUUAAGCGCCAAUCGAAUGCUUCGUGCCAAAAAGAUCCUUGCAUAUGUCGCAGAACGUAUUGAUCCACAGUACUCCGCGGAUAACUCAGAUGAAAACUACAUGAAGCCGGAAGAUUAUUUGGAAUUGUACUGCCAAAACACAUUAAUACCUCCCGACAUGACUCUGUUGACAAUGCGCACCCAUGUCUGGCGUACAGGCAAUGAUAUGGUCCUUUACUACAAAGCAAAUGGCAAACGCAUAAUCCCAUUCCAUCAGAAGGACGACUCGCAGACCUGUGCUACCAAUGGUAGCACCGCUGUCGCCGCUGCAGGAGAGGAUAACGAUGGCCAAAAACAACCGCAGCAAGAAAACGGCAAAUCUACAGAAUCUACAGGCAUGUUACCAGCAGCAAACAGCAAUUCCGGAGCCAAGAAAGAUGGGACGGCUGGGAUAAGCACUGGAGGUUCGACGCCUGCGUCUCAUUCACGAACUGGGUCUUCAACUGAACUUCUAGCAUGAGGAUAUCAGAGCAAUCGCUGAUGCAUAUCUGCUAAUCAUUUAAUUCAUCAUUAUAUUCUCCCUAACCCCCAUCCGGGGAUUUUCUACCAAGGCGCGCAUUUAAACUAAUUGGAUUGUAUGAUUGCCCCGGCAAUUGAGUUGUACAACGUGUUCAUUGAUUUCGUGUCUAUAUCUUCGUGUCAUUCAUAUACAUAAUUUACGGAAUCGGGAACUCAUCGCUCGUCGAAAAGUUCCUAUUUAUGGAUAUGGAUGUAUGUACAACAAGCUUCUUUUUAAGAACAAUCCAGAAAUUUUUUAAAAAAAAAAGAAAAAAAGAAGCCUCCGUAAAUGAAUAAAACCGACACCACAUAACAAAAGACGACCAAAAAGCUUCCCGCUUCCCUAUUCGCAGUAAACGCCAGUGAAAGCCCAGCCUGGUCAAUCCCAUAUUUAAAAUGCUAUGAUUACUAAAGUUAAGAAAAGGAAAGAGGAAAGAGAAAAUGAGGGAAAAGGGGAAACUUUCUUUCUUUUCUUUUGAGUAUCGGAUAUAUCAAGUCUCGUAAUCAUCAUUUCUGGUUUUGAUUAUUUGUUGGUGGCGGGGCCCCGGAUGGUGGCUCCAGGACGUGCGUAUGGUUGGGCGCGUUCAUAACUUGGCCCGACUCUUCUUGUCUACAGACCUCGCUACUUCGCACCCAUUCGUCUGAGAGCACUUCUUCCAGCGUCGCUCGUUCACGUGGGUUAAUUUUCAACAUGCGGCCGAUGAUUUGUCUGGAUUCUCGGGGCAGAAGCCGGAGGAGUCUCCAGGGGCCUUUGAUAACUUCCUGUCGUUGACCGGAGCCGCCAUGCGACUGUGACUGUUGCGAUGGUGGUGGAUUGGUAGCUUUCGGGGCGGUUGUCGGCUGUUCGGAUAGUGAGCUCGUGUUAUUGGGAGGAUGAUUUUCGUUCUUCUUCAAAUCUCGCGCCGCGGGGUCGGAUUGAGGGUAUAUACCUCCGCUCCCAUGCCGGUGAUGGUGUCGAGAGACCGGUGAACGUCCACGGUCACUUCGCCAUUCUUUAUCCACAGAAGCCAAGUCUGCCGUAGAUCUUGGCCGUGGUCGACCAACUUCUCUCGGUGGACCGUCAGGGACUGGAGUUCCUGGUGAAGGUGGUGAAACAAAAAGCUUAUACGAGUUAUCGGUUAUUCUAGGUUGCUUCCAUGGGAAUCGACGUAAAGACAUGCAGCAAAAUAUUAUAGCUAGUGACCAGAUGUCCGUCGCCCGGGGAUCGUAUUUC